AUGUUUUACGAACCCGGCAAAAGCGACCACAACCUCCCGCACGAUCCGUUCAAGGUGUGUGUGAUCCCCCGUCCCAUUGGCUGGAUCUCGACUGUCCAUGCCACUGGCGAAGCCAACCUCGCGCCGUACUCGCAGUUCAACAACUUGACCUUCGACCCUCCUUAUGUCAUGUUCAGUGCCAACCACAAGCCAUCCGGAAAGCAGAAAGACACGGUCGUGAACACCGAGACGACGGGCAAGUUUUGCUGGAAUUUGGCAACUUGGGAGCUCCGGGAAGCGGUGAACAUCACGGCGGAACAGGUGGCUCCAAACGUGGACGAGUUCGAGCGUGCGGGGCUGACCAAAGAGAUGUCCCGACGAAUUCAAGGUGUCCCCAUGGUCGCUGACAGUCCCGUCAAAUUCGAGUGUGAGUACUAUAGCACACUUCGACUACCAGGGCAUCCGCCCAUGGGGUCCGUGGACGUGAUCAUUGGGAAAGUCGUGGCUGUGCACAUCAAAGACGAGGUGCUCACGGACGGCAUUCUGGAUGUGAAGAAGACGAAACCCAUUGCCCGGUGUGGCUACUACCAGUACACGGUCGUGACGGAGACGUUUGACAUGGUCGUUCCGGCAACUGAUCAGGGUGGGGAAGACGUGUUGGCGGGGCUUGAAGGAAGUACGCGCAAACAUCGCGAGAUUGCUGAACGCGGGAACGACGUGGAUGAGGAGGCGUGA
This is a messenger RNA of Peronospora matthiolae, 714 nucleotides long. The record is from the annotation of a GenBank genome assembly. NCBI's taxonomy places the organism in Eukaryota, Oomycota, Peronosporomycetes, Peronosporales, Peronosporaceae.